UGUGUGAUAAUGUGUGUUUGUGUUUACCUGUGUGUAUUUGUCUUCGUGUCCCUGUAUCCUCGAUUAUCCUCUGAAAUUUAUUCAGAAUUUUAAUGGCCUUCGCAUAGUAAGGUCGCGAAUAUUCAUGACUGAAUAAAUCGGGAUCCCUACAAAUUAUUUGGUCAAUUGAAAGUGAAAAUGAGUUGAAUUCUGUUUAGUUGCAUUUUCUUUCUGUAAGGCUGUUUAUUGCAAAGUGAGGAAAAGUCUGACCCGUUAUCUACUCCUAAAGUGUAGAUCGAUAUGAGUGGCUGAAGUGGAGGAUGCACUAAAGUCGUUACGAAGAAGCAGAGCACCCGUCUGCAAUGGACCCAUCCCUCUUCUUGCAAUAUUCGCCGCCCACCGGCCUCCCCCAGGAGUCCAAGCUGGCCACCUACAUGAAUCGGUCUACGUCGACCCCGACGCGGUCCCUGAAUCAGGCCCUGGGCAAGCUCAGCCUGGAAUCAUCUCCAACUUCUAUCAAGAAGUUGAACAAUGGAGCUCCACCACCGGUCAUGCCGCAGCAAGUGCUGAUUGGGGAGUUCGUUCCCAUCAACUACUACAGCCCGACCAACAUUCUGCCCGACUCUCCUGAGAGCUCGCCUCCGACUCCGAUGGCUCCCAUGGCCACCAUGCCGGCAAACCCACAAGUUCACCAGGAGAACGUUGGUGGCACCACUUACUUCUACUCCACCAACGACAGCCUGAACACCACCGGCUGUCUCAGUUCUUCUGCUUCACUUGUGGGGGCAGAGGCCUGUAUGGGCCCCGUGGGCUCGGCUGCCGCGUCGCCCUACGCCUCGCAGCUGUACUGCGCCGGGACCCCCACCCACAUGGGUCAUAUGACGCCCGCCAAGCCAGGUCUGGCCGCGUCCUUCUACCAGCCGGAGACCAUUCGCAACGAGAUUUACGAACGCAAUGAAGAUGUGUUUUUGCAGACUGACCUGCGCCAAUACCCAGAUUUGCCCGAGAACGUGGAGAUGUAUUCUGAUCUGACGCCCCUGGAGAGCGCGGCGCCUCACUCCAUGGCGACCAGCUUCCGCGCGGCGCACCGCCACAGCGGCGACCACUAUGCCAUCCGCCGCCUCCAUAACUACAACAGCGUCGGCAACAAACGCCUGGACGCCUGGAAACAAAUCGACCACCCCAAUGUGGUCCGUCUCCACGACUGCUUCACCACCAAGGCGUUCGGCGAUCAUUCCAUGAUCCUGGUGUACGACUACCACCCGGGCUGCGGCAACCUGAUGAGCAAGUACCUGGCCACGGGCGGCCAGGGCUCCUCGGCGGAGGCCAACGGGGCCUACCACGACCCAUUCUCGUCCGACCCGGAUGCACCGAGGCCGUAUACCCACCAGAAGAACGCGAUGCUCCGCGCCGUGGCGUGCGGCGCCCUGCUACCGGAGGCGGUGCUGUGGAGCCUGCUGGUGCAACUCACGGCUGCCCUCCGCGCCAUCCACUCCGCUGGGCUGGCCUGCAGGUACCUAGCCCUAUCCACAGAACAAUAUACUUGGUACAAUUGGGAUGAUGACUGGAAUACCGGCCUUGUUAUGCAUAAAAAGAACUGCGGCAUAAACUGUCCUCUGCGUCAGGCCCAGCAAGAAGACCUGACGGCGCUGGGCCGGCUAGCGCUGGCGCUCGCGUGCCGGACGGUGCACUGCGACAACUUGCCGGCAUCAAUGGACCUCGUGUCGCGCACCUACUCCGCGGACCUCAAGAACCUGAUACUGUACCUGCUUUCUACGACACCGACGCGCCGCUCCGUCACCGAUCUUAUGCCGAUGAUUGGCGCAAGGUUCUAUACUCAGGUGGAGGCGCUCGAACGUCGCGCGGACGCAUUCGAGGAACAGCUGGCUCGCGAAAUAGACAACGGUCGCCUCCUCCGCAUCCUUAUCAAGCUCGGCGUAAUCAACGAGCGUCCAGAGCUGAACAUGGACGCGUCGUGGUCCGAGACAGGCGAUCGGUACAUGCUCAAACUGUUCCGGGACUACCUGUUCCAUGCGGUGACCGAAGAUGGCCGACCCUGGAUCGACCAAGCCCACCUCGCCCACUGCCUCAACCAGUUGGAUGGGGGCACCAACGCGAAGGUGGAGCUGAUGUCUCGGGACGAGCAAAGUGUCCUGGUGGUGUCGUACGCGGAGCUGAAGCAUUGCCUGGAGCAGGCCUUCGACGAGGUGAUGUUAGCGGCGGGGGCGCCGCCCUAGGCCUGCCCUACAGCCCUUGAACGUUCUACGACCUCUUUCUAACCCAAAUGAUCCCGUGCACCUCGAUACCGUAAGCUACUGUAGUUGCCGUUUGAUUACUACCACACACUAAAUGGGUUGAAAUUUUGCUGUUAAAAUAAAUCAUAAUUAUGAGCGGGGACUCCAUUUUGGUUUCGUUAGUACGAGGCGAUCUCUUUAAUGGGAGAUCGACAAGGUUAUGAAUGAGAUGGAAACAAUAACUAACAUUUGCUGCUGGUUGUUACAGCGAACGAACAAACACCACGCUCUACUAUUGGCCUAAUAACAAAAGUUCAUCGCUCGUUGAACACUAGUUUAAAUCAACGAAGAGAGUUGAGUGUCUCGGAAAAUGCCCCGAGCAGUUUGGAAUGAAGUGGUCAGUCUCGUAUGAUGCUUGUGACGUAGGCUCGGUGGUAUUUGAGUUGGAUAUAGGCGAGUAACGGUGCCCGAAAUGAGAUAAAAUUCGACAGUCGACAAAAUAUCAAUGUUGCCGUUUCAACCCAUUUUUACCCAGAUUUUAGGGGAACAUUCACGUAAUAGUUUCUUCAAUGUGUGUAUUAGUUAAGGUUCAAUUUAAUAAGAUGAAUGUUUGUAUCGUUUGCCGCCCGCCUUCCUGUGACGUCGGUGAAAGUGACUGAUCUCAUCUGUGCUGUCAAUUUAAUCGGCGUCAGGGUAGGCAGGGUUUACUAAUAAUCGAUUAAAUGUAAUUCCCCGUAGUUCCCCUUGUUGCCCCGCCAGUGUCUCGGUUACGUCAGGAAUGACCAAAUUUAAUCAUUUGUGGUUUGAAAGAUGGUGUCAGUUGAGACAGUCAAGAUUACACCUAGAUGUACACAAUAUUAUUCACCUUAGCAUAGACAAUUUGAUGCAAGCCAUGCGAAACAUGCGUUUAAUAUUAUAUUCACUUAGCAGUUAAGGGGUGGCCACGCGAACCUGAAUAAAAUGAGGCAACUUGUUUGCCGGUACUCAUAAACAACCAAAGACAAAAUAUCUGUAACAGAUCUCAACGUGAUUUGUUUGGAUAUUGUUUUCGGAUCGCGCAGCUGCCCUUCAAGAAUAUGUUUUUUUAAUAAUGUACGCACACGCGUCUAAAGAUUUGUUGUCUAUAAGAGGACUGUGGCGAUGUAACCAGCUCACCAGUCCGAAGUUACUUAUCUGUAAUAGUAAUAACAUGAGUUUUCAAUAAGUAUACUUUGUUCCUCAGUGUCACAUUUCAUUUUAAUACGUGUCGAUUACUGUCUCGUAGAACGAUCAUGGGCUAAGAAAGAGGCGUUAGAAUUAACAACGUCAGUGGCGCACUGACAUGUGUCAUGAUCACGGUCGGGAACCGCUAUUUGCGCGUUUUAGGAAUAUAUAGGAUAACCGAGGAUGCGUUGGAUCUGGGUUGAGUCGACCCGUGAGUUGCAUCUAAUCGCAGCCGCCACGCUUAUGGACCAGGGCUGCGGAUUCGAGCCACAAGUCACACGUGUCGGCCUGCGAACGGCGUCAUGCAACAGCGGACUCGGAACAAUUCGGCAAGAGCCCCGAGGAGUUUUGUAAUGGAUAGGGUAGCAGAGUAAAUACAGCGAAGAGUAGCUGGGUCCUAUUCCACAAACGUUACACCAUGUUAUCUUCCAUCUGCCACAGAGAAUCAUGCCAGUAAAUGAUUACUUGUGGCGGUUCCGAUACCGCCGUGGGACGCUUGUGGCGUAGACUCGGGGACAUUUGAGUUUGUUGCGCAAGCGGCAGUAUCCGAUCGUGGUCAAAUUUGGAACACUUGUAAUUGAUUGUGUUAAUAUUGUACCUUUAUACCGUCGUCGUAACUCCCAACAGUUUGAGUGUCGUUGCGACGUGAUCUCCGCUAAGGUUUGAUGGGCCUGAUCUCUUCAAGAGUGUUGAAGAACUUUAAUUUACUGCCCGUUUAUCCGUCUCUGGGUUUUGAGCAAACUUGGGAGUUAGAAAGUAUCCGAUAUAGUUAUAUUCCUAGCUGUAACUAGGGUGUUCUUUUGAAACAAAUUAUUUCAUUCGAUUGAUUUAUGUUAUAAUAUGAUUUUCAUGUGUGGGAUUGAGGAUAGGACGGAAUUUAGUGUGCUAGCCCACUUAUGUUUUUGAGAGAAGUUCGUUCGAGUCUAAAUAGUCAUCAUAAACAAGUGUUGGAAUUUGUACAAACGACACGAACGAAAAGAGCCACUUACAUGGAUAAGCCAUGGAGAUCUUUAGUGGACUAUUGUUCCCAGAGAUUGGUUAGCACUGUGAAUGCUGUCUAUGGUCUGUUACAACAUCAGUGUAUCGUACCGCCUGUGAGCCACAAACAUUCCAAACUAACACAAAUAAUGCGAGCGAACUGUGAACAUGGCCGACGACUACGUAGUACGGUCAGGAACAAGCGACUGUUUGGGUGGCAGAAAGCGCUUGGCUCAUAACUCUAUUGAGGGAAAAUCAGCAUUUGUUGGGACUACAAGUAUGCUUGUUCCUGACAGCACAAUAACGCAGUUGCUAUGGUUAUAAAUUGUUAUGUCGAAUCAUUGCUCAAGGUGUGAAAAAAGCAUGUUUUGACCGAGAAGAUAUUAUUAUCACGUCUACUUAUUUUUCUGUUACGAACGAUUUGACCCGAACAAAAGCCAACAUCUUAAUACUUUUAUGUAUUUCAAAUAUUACAUAACCUGUAAUCACUUCUUGUCGUCAGCGAUGUUUGUAUAAUUUAUUAGCAACGACGAUGUUGACACUGGUUUGAAUACUGAUAUUUUUAAGUACCUACAACAAAUAUAAUACAACACGUACAUAGUACGUAUUAAAAACACGAUUCCCUCACAUAAUACAUUUUACAUUCGUGAAAAGUUACAUUUAUUGAAACCAAAGAUCAAAACAUUCCAUGUCUUAUUUGAUGCAUUAGCUGUGUUGUGAUCUUGAUGCAGAUAAGUCGUUACGCUAUUUUAUUAAUUCUUCUCGGUCAAAACCAGUCUUUAUCUGUGCAUUCUGCAAACAUGCGCCACCGGAGUGAAUAUCAUUGGAAAGAAACUACAUUAUCAUUGGCAGUGUCAAGAUUUAUCAUAAAGAUGUGCAAAAUAUGUUUGCGAUUUCGCACCUUGAGCCAUCGUGUUACGGCUGAAUUUGCAAGCAUAUCUGCCCAUGAAUACUAGAAAAGCGUUCGGCCGGUGUGCAGAUUACCAUUGAGUUGAUGAUCAACAUAACACAUAACCCUCGUUAGAGCUCUCGCCUCAGCUUCUGACAAAUAAGAGACCGAGUCGAGACCCAACUCACAGUCUACAGAAAGAGGAGCUGUUUGCAUUGCAGCAUACCGUAAAAGAAAAGUUUUCAAACUUUUAUCAACUUAGCCUGGUGCUCCUUAUUGUUUCGCGUAGUCUCUGGUUGAAGCGCGAUGUGACGAGGGCCUUACGGUUUGGUCUCGUAGAUCUGAAUUAUUAGACUAGGCGCAGACCACCGAUUUUUAGUUGGCCGAUAGUUUGCCCAAUUUUAAUUUGUAUGAAGAAUCGGCUAAAUCAAAUCGGUGUAAUGUGUGCACUUCCAUACAUGGCCAUACUGAUCAUCGGCCGACGAAAAAUCGAUGGUCUUCGCCUAGACUUAGUAUGUAUC
This is a messenger RNA of Ostrinia furnacalis (Asian corn borer), 5804 nucleotides long. RefSeq names its product Poly(A) specific ribonuclease subunit PAN3 (gene PAN3). The transcript is spliced from 15 exons. Gene Ontology annotation, biological process: mRNA processing; nuclear-transcribed mRNA poly(A) tail shortening; protein phosphorylation. Gene Ontology annotation, molecular function: ATP binding; poly(A) binding; protein kinase activity. The coding region runs from base 342 to 2216 and encodes 624 amino acids. Gene Ontology annotation, cellular component: PAN complex; P-body. The record is from RefSeq and is a predicted model, not a curated record. Lineage: Eukaryota; Metazoa; Arthropoda; Insecta; Lepidoptera; Crambidae.